Gossypium arboreum is the source of this 2223-nucleotide messenger RNA. Its product is annotated as scopoletin glucosyltransferase-like. Gene Ontology annotation, molecular function: UDP-glycosyltransferase activity. NCBI's taxonomy places the organism in Eukaryota, Viridiplantae, Streptophyta, Magnoliopsida, Malvales, Malvaceae. The coding region runs from base 500 to 2041 and encodes 513 amino acids. The transcript has a single exon. The record is from RefSeq and is a predicted model, not a curated record.
CCUUUCCAUUUCUCCACAUUUUUUUUUUCAUUUCAGUUUCUUUUCUUCCCCAUCUUUCCUUGUCUUUCUUCUCUAUUCUGUUUCUUUUUCUCUGUUUCUGUGACUGUGUUCAAUUUGAUUUUUUUUUUCUGAUCCGAUACGUAUCCAGCCGUGUCGGUGGUGUGUCCGUGUCGGGCACCUUUAUGACACUGGAAAGAGGAGGUUUCCCGGUGCUUUAUAGACCCUUACUUUAAUUGAACUUUCUUCAUUGGACAAAUCCAGUAUCACGGAAUGUUCCAGAUUGUUCAUCAUUAUUGAUGACUUGUUUGUAUUUGGUUCUCUUCACUUUUCAUAACUACAAGUCCAACCCUCUUUCCUUGACCACCUACCAGUGAAAACCUUAACCUCUAAGUCUUCAUCUCAUCCUAUUCCUACCUUUUCCCGCUCUAUAAAUUGGGUGAAUCAAUCGUGUUUGGAUAUUGAGAAAUCACCAAGCCAAAGCUGUUUCAUUUCAACAAGAAUGUCGAGCGAAAGCCAGAUAUGGGUGAUUCCGUUCUUUGGGCAAGGCCAUCUCCUCCCAUCCAUGGAACUGUGCAAGCACAUAGCCUCUCGCAAUUUCAAAGCUACUCUCAUCAUUUCCUCCAAUCUCUCUUCUUCUAUACCCUCUUCCUUCCAUGAUCAUCCUCUCAUUCAGGUUGCCCAAAUACCCUCUUCACCGCCUACUCCACCAGAGCUCAGUUCCGGCCCCCAUCAUCAUCACUCAGAUUUAGCUCAGGGCAUUGCCAGUCUGCUGGAGAAUACCUCCCAACCUGCCUGUGCCGUAAUAGAUAAUAUGAUGGAUUGGACAGCAGACAUUUUCAAGAAACUUAAGAUUCCAACAAUUGCGUUUUUCACCUCGGGUGCGUGUUCAGCAGCUCUGGAGUUCGCCAUGUGGAAGGCUCGCGUAGUAGAUAUCAAGCCUGGAGAGACAAUUUUGCUUCCUGGGUUACCUGAAGAAAUGGCUUUGACAGAUUCCGAUCUUAAACAAGGCCCACCACCUGGACCACCUCCUCCCCAGCUUGGGGGCUUCGGGUUUCCACGUGGGCCUCCAGGAUCACCACCACCGCCGGCAGCGCACGGCUUUCCUCUUGGACAUCCACCACCGAAAAUGGGACCACCCCAACCAGGUGGACAACCACAAUGGAUGGAAACUGCCAAGGACUCAGUCGCAUUAAUGCUGAAUAGUUGCCAUGAGCUUGAAGGCCCAUUUCUUGACUAUUUAAGGCUCCAAAUUGGUAAACCAGUUUGGGGUGUUGGGCCCCUAUUGCCCCAACAGUUUUGGAAAUCAUCCGAUUCCUUACUCCACGAUCGUGAAAUCCGAGCCAACAAACAAUCGAACGUUACGGAAGAUGAAGUGAUGGGAUGGUUAGAUUCAAAGCCACAUGGUUCAGUGCUAUACGUGUCUUUCGGUACUGAAGUUGCUCCCACCAAACAACAGUUCCAGCAAUUGGCUGAUGCAUUAGAAGCCUCGAACAGGCCAUUUAUAUGGGUGAUCCAACAUGGGUCGGGCCGACCAGGUCCACCACCUGGCCCACCUCAGUUCUUAGGGAACCAACCUGAUUCCAAUGAUGUAGUCUUUGAAGAAGAGGGUUACUUCCCACAUGGUUUGGACCAAAAGGUCGGUCAAAGAGGAUUGAUCAUACACGGAUGGGCACCUCAGUUGUUAAUAUUAAGCCAUGCAUCGACGGGUGGGUUUCUAUCACAUUGUGGAUGGAAUUCUACCGUGGAAGCAAUCGGACGUGGGGUGCCAUUAUUGGCAUGGCCUAUUAGGGGCGACCAGCACUCCAAUGCCAAAUUGGUAGUGAAUCAUCUCAAAGUGGGGUGCAUGAUUUCCGAUAAUCUGGCACAACAGAAUAUCAAGAAGGAUGAUAUUGCUGAAGGGAUUGAGAAGCUCAUGGGAAACGAAGAGAUUAAAACGCAAGCUGUGAUGCUUAGCACUAAAUUUCAGCAGGGUUUCCCAGCGAGUUCAACUGUUACUUUGGAUGCUUUCAAGGAUUUUAUUGUUAACCUGAAUGCACAUUAAGCACAAAGGUUUCUGUCACGGAGGAAUCUAUUUAUAUAAUUCCUUUGUAUUUCAUUGACAUAUUCUGAGGAUUAUUAUUUACCUUAUUAAUUUCUUUUGCUUGGGCAUCCUGAUCUUAGAGAUCCAUGUACUUUUUUUGUUCUAUAUAUAGAAGUUAAAAUUUUCAUUACAUUUCCUGAAAA